UCCUAAUUCCGUCUAUGACUCUAUGGUCAGUUGCCUUGUUCUCAAUCCAGGUGGUUACUGGGUCCAAUGGCACAGGGCGGGGUAUGAUGUCAAGAUUCCCAGGACGCUCAAUGCUCGAAUCAAUUAGAGAUGUGUCGCUCUGAGUUAUGUAGCGAGUUCAUCAAGCCAAAAGGAGAGAUCCUGACAGGAAUUGAUACCCAUGCGACUGGAACACCAAUCCACCUGGUGAACGCAAGUUUGAGAUUGCCUCACUCCUAUGGUUGUGGCGGCGCUAGUCACUUGCCAAGUCUUAAUUCGAACAUCACCAGCAGCAGCCCACCACGACCGACGAUAGAACCAACAAAACACCCCAUACGCAGACCCCUCACCUCAUUUCCAAACACCACGAACCUGGGGCCACUGGCUUUCGCACUCUGAUCUCCUUCGCCAGUAACCCCCACAAACCCCCUAUCCUGCCUCUCCCAACCCGACAACCCACCUUGGCCACUCCUACUCCACCAGGUAC
Molecule: messenger RNA, 505 nt
Organism: Aaosphaeria arxii CBS 175.79
Lineage: Eukaryota; Fungi; Ascomycota; Dothideomycetes; Pleosporales
Exons: 1
Coding region: 130-417 (95 amino acids)
Source: RefSeq, a predicted model, not a curated record